Diospyros lotus (date-plum) is the source of this 5817-nucleotide messenger RNA. Its product is annotated as callose synthase 12-like. The record is from RefSeq and is a predicted model, not a curated record. Gene Ontology annotation, biological process: (1->3)-beta-D-glucan biosynthetic process. Gene Ontology annotation, molecular function: 1,3-beta-D-glucan synthase activity. Bases 99 to 5432 code for a protein of 1777 amino acids. The transcript has 2 exons. Gene Ontology annotation, cellular component: 1,3-beta-D-glucan synthase complex; plasma membrane. NCBI's taxonomy places the organism in Eukaryota, Viridiplantae, Streptophyta, Magnoliopsida, Ericales, Ebenaceae.
AUUCGGUUCCAUUUGCACGUUGUUGCCCACUUCUCCGUCUCUGACUCUCUCGAUCAUAGCAGAAUUCACGCGCAGAGCCGUCGCCGCCACAAUCACCGAUGAGUAACCUCCGGCAGCGGCCGCUGCCGGGCCAAGCGCAGUCACCUGGUCCGCCCUACGGCUCAGACCGGGCGCCUCCAUCCGAAGAUAUCUACAACAUAAUCCCAAUCCACAAUCUCCUGGUCGAGCACCCAUCGCUCCGCUACCCAGAAGUACGCGCCGCGGUGGCGGCCCUACGCACCGUCGGGAACCUUCGGAAGCCGCCAUUCGUGCCAUGGCACGACCACAUGGACCUCCUGGACUGGCUCGGCGCCUUCUUUGGCUUCCAAGCUGACAACGUCCGGAACCAGCGGGAGCAUCUGGUCCUCCACCUCGCUAAUGCCCAGAUGCGGCUCACGCCGCCGCCGGAAAACCUCGAUUCGCUCGACCCCGGCGUCCUGCGCCGCUUCCGCCGCAAGCUCCUCAAGAACUACACCUCCUGGUGCUCCUACCUCGGCCAGAAAUCCAACGUUUGGGUCUCCGAAACGACACGCCGGAGCUCGGAUCACCGCCGCGAGCUGCUCUACGUCUCGCUCUAUCUCCUGAUCUGGGGUGAGUCCGCCAAUCUCCGCUUUGUUCCCGAAUGCAUUUGCUACAUUUUUCAUCACUUGGCCAUGGAACUCAAUAGAAUUCUUGAGGAUUACAUUGAUGAGAAUACUGGGCGUCCUGCUUUACCCUCAAUUUCGGGCGAGAACGCCUUUCUGAACCGGGUCGUGACGCCCAUUUACCAAACCAUUCGUCUGGAAGUUGAAAACAGUAGAGAUGGCACUGCUCCCCACUCGGCGUGGCGGAAUUAUGAUGAUAUAAAUGAGUACUUUUGGAGUAGGAGGUGCUUUCAGAAGUUGCGGUGGCCAAUUGAGUUGGGGAGUAAUUUUUUUGUGACCACAAGCAGGGAAAAGCAUGUGGGUAAGACCGGUUUUGUAGAGCAGAGGUCGUUUUGGAACUUGCUUAGGAGCUUUGAUAAGCUCUGGAUUAUGUUGAUUCUGUUUCUUCAAGCGGCGAUUAUUGUCGCUUGGGAGCAGAAGGAGUAUCCGUGGCAGGCGCUGAAGAGUCGCGAUGUUCAGGUUCGGGUUUUGACUGUUUUCUUUACUUGGACUGGUAUGAGGUUCCUUCAGUCGCUUCUUGAUGCUGGGAUGCAGUAUAGUUUGGUUUCGAGGGAGACGAUGUGGCUUGGGGUGAGGAUGGUGUUGAAGAGCGUUGUUGCUGCUGUUUGGAUCAUGGUUUUCGGGGUCUUCUAUGGAAGGAUUUGGGACCAGAAGAACCGUGAUCGAGGGUGGUCUAGCGAGGCAAAUCAGCGGGUUGUUAAUUUUCUGGUGGUUGCUUUGGUUUUCAUUUCGCCGGAGCUCUUGGCACUGGCUCUUUUUAUUUUACCCUGGAUACGAAAUUUCUUGGAGAAUACUAAUUGGAGGGUCUUUUACCUGUUGUCAUGGUGGUUUCAGAGCAGAAUAUUCGUGGGACGUGGCCUUAGAGAAGGUCUUGUGGAUAACAUUAAAUACACUUUAUUCUGGGUAGUCGUGCUUGCUACCAAAUUUUGCUUUACUUACUUCCUACAAAUAAAGCCCAUGAUUGCUCCGACAAAAACCCUCUUGAAUCUCAAGGAUGUGAAGUAUGAAUGGCAUGAGUUCUUCAGUGAUAGCAAUAGAUUUGCCAUUGGGUUAUUGUGGCUUCCUGUGGUCUUGAUUUACUUCAUGGAUUUGCAGAUUUGGUACUCAAUCUACUCUUCAUUUGUUGGGGCAGGAGUUGGGUUGUUUUCCCAUUUGGGUGAAAUACGGAACAUGCAGCAAUUAAGGUUGAGGUUCCAGUUCUUUGCUAGUGCAAUUCAAUUCAAUCUGAUGCCUGAGGAACAGCUUCUGAACACUAGGGGAACACUGAAGAGCAAGUUAAAUGAGGCCAUUCACAGGUUGAAGCUGAGGUAUGGUUUUGGCCGACCUUUUAAGAAGCUUGAAUCAAACGUGGAGGCUAACAAGUUUGCCUUGAUAUGGAAUGAGAUCAUUACAAUCUUCAGAGAGGAAGAUAUUAUCAGUGACCGGGAGGUUGAGCUUUUGGAGCUCCCACAGAAUACCUGGAACGUCAGGGUUAUCCGCUGGCCUUGUUUACUGCUCUGCAAUGAGUUGCUUCUCGCUCUUAGCCAGGCUAAAGAGUUAGUUGAUGCACCCGACAAGUGGCUAUGGUACAAAAUCUGCAAAAAUGAGUAUAGGCGCUGUGCUAUUAUUGAAACUUAUGAUAGUGUCAGGCAUUUGCUGCUUGCUAUUGUCAAAUAUAAUACUGAGGAACAUUCCAUUAUUACAAUUUUGUUUCAACAAAUGGAUCAUGCCAUUCAGAUUGAGAAGUUCACAAAAACAUUCAACAUGGUAGCUCUCCCCAAGAUCCAUGCCAAGUUGAUCACUCUUCUUGAGCUAUUGAACAAGCCCAAGAAAGAUGUCAAUAAGGUUGUGAAUUGUCUGCAGGCGCUUUAUGAGAUUGUGGUUCGAGACUUUUAUACAGAGAAGAGGAGCAUCGAAGAGCUGAAACAAGAUGGUUUGGCUUCUUCUAAGUCAGAGGAAUUGCUUUUUGACAAUGCCAUUGAGUUGCCAGAAGCCAAUAAUGAAACAUUUUACCGUCAAGCCCGGCGCUUGCACACCAUUCUUCAAUCUCGGGAUUCAAUGCACAAUAUACCUACAAAUCUUGAGGCUAGACGCCGAAUUGCAUUCUUUAGUAACUCUUUGUUUAUGAACAUGCCUCGUGCUCCCCAAGUUGAGAAAAUGAUGGCUUUUAGUGUAUUGACCCCGUACUACAAUGAAGAAGUGCUGUUUAGCAAGGAACAACUUCGAACUGAGAAUGAAGAUGGAAUUUCGACUUUAUAUUAUCUGCAGACUAUAUAUGCAGAUGAGUGGAAGAAUUUCUUGGAGCGAAUGCACUGUGAAGGAAUGGUUAAAGAUGAUGAAAUAUGGACAGAGAAGCUUAGAGAUCUCAGACUUUGGGCAUCAUACAGAGGCCAGACACUUUCCCGCACUGUAAGGGGAAUGAUGUAUUACUAUCGGGCUCUUAAGAUGCUGGCUUUUCUUGAUUCUGCAUCAGAGAUGGACAUAAAAGAAGGAUCGCAAGAACUUGCUUCUAUGAGGCGAAGUGAUAGCAUGGAUGGUUUCAGCUCAGAAAGGUCACCAUCUACAAGGAGUUUGGGCAGAGCAGAUAGUGCUGUGGGUUUGUUGUUCAAAGGUCAUGAAUAUGGGACAGCUUUAAUGAAAUAUACUUAUGUGGUUGCAUGCCAGAUAUAUGGAACUCAGAAGGGAAAAAAGGACCCCCGUGCUGAGGAGAUUCUUUAUCUGAUGAAAAAUAAUGAAGCUCUUCGUGUGGCUUAUGUUGAUGAAGUUCCCUCAGGAAGGGAUGGGAAGGAGUACUACUCUGUUCUUGUGAAGUAUGAUCAACAUUUGCAGAAGGAAGUGGAGAUCUACCGGGUCAAGUUACCUGGUCCAUUGAAGCUUGGAGAAGGAAAGCCAGAGAAUCAAAACCAUGCUAUUAUCUUCACUCGUGGUGACGCAGUACAGACCAUAGACAUGAACCAAGAUAACUAUUUUGAGGAAGCACUCAAGAUGCGGAAUCUGUUGGAGGAAUUUAGGCACUAUUAUGGUAUCCGGAAGCCCACCAUCUUGGGAGUUCGCGAACAUAUAUUUACUGGUUCUGUUUCAUCACUUGCAUGGUUUAUGUCUGCUCAAGAAACAAGUUUUGUCACACUGGGUCAGCGAGUCUUGGCAAACCCUUUGAAAAUUCGGAUGCAUUAUGGGCACCCUGAUGUCUUUGAUAGAUUCUGGUUCUUGACUAGGGGAGGGAUCAGCAAAGCAUCCAGAGUGAUUAAUAUCAGUGAGGACAUUUUUGCUGGUUUUAAUUGCACAUUGCGAGGCGGCAAUGUCACUCACCAUGAGUAUAUUCAAGUUGGUAAGGGAAGAGAUGUUGGUUUGAAUCAAAUAUCAAUGUUUGAAGCCAAGGUUGCGAGCGGGAAUGGUGAACAAGUUCUGAGUAGAGAUGUCUACAGAUUGGGACACAGGCUUGAUUUCUUCCGGAUGCUGUCAUUUUUCUACACUACUGUGGGCUUCUUUUUCAACACACAGAUGGUAAUCCUGACUGUCUAUGGUUUUCUGUGGGGUCGACUUUAUCUAGCACUUAGUGGAGUUGAGGCUUCUGCAGUUGCAGAUGAUACCAACAACAACAAGGCCCUCGGUACGAUAUUGAACCAGCAGUUCAUUAUCCAACUUGGUGUAUUCACUGCCCUACCAAUGAUUGUGGAGAAUUCUCUUGAGCAUGGGUUCCUUGGAGCCAUAUGGGAUUUCAUAACAAUGCAGCUUCAGCUAUCAUCUGUAUUCUACACAUUCUCCAUGGGAACUCGUGCCCACUACUUUGGUAGAACUAUUCUUCAUGGUGGUGCUAAAUAUCGGGCCACUGGGCGUGGUUUUGUUGUUCAGCAUAAGAGUUUUGCGGAGAACUAUAGGCUUUAUGCCCGUAGCCAUUUUGUGAAGGCAAUUGAGCUUGGGCUGAUACUCAUAGUGUAUGCUGCAUAUAGCCCUGUAGCUACUGGUACCUUUGUUUACAUCGCAUUAACCAUCACAAGUUGGUUCUUGGUUGUGUCAUGGAUCAUGGCUCCUUUUGUUUUCAAUCCAUCAGGGUUUGACUGGUUAAAGACAGUUUAUGAUUUUGAUGACUUCAUGAAUUGGAUAUGGUACCGUGGUGGUGUGUUUUCCAAAUCUGAACAGAGCUGGGAAAAAUGGUGGGACGAGGAGCAGGAUCAUCUAAGGACGACUGGCCUUUGGGGAAAGAUAUUGGAAGUCAUCUUGGACUUGCGUUUUUUCUUUUUCCAGUAUGGGAUUGUAUACCAGUUAGAUAUUGCUGCUGGGAGCAAAAGUAUUGCUGUUUACUUGCUCUCUUGGAUCUAUGUGGUUGUGGCUGCUGGCAUUUACAUAAUUAUAGCUUAUGCUCGAGACAAAUAUGCUGCAAGGGAGCACAUCUAUUUUCGGCUGGUUCAGUGUCUUGUUAUUACUCUUGGCAUUGUUGUGGUCGUUGCCUUGCUGGAGUUCACCAAGUUUACAUUUUUGGAUGUUUUCACAAGUCUAUUGGCAUUCAUCCCUACUGGUUGGGGCUUUAUUUUAAUAGCUCAAGUAUUCCGUCCCUUUCUGCAGAAAACCAUAUUCUGGGAACUUCUUGUUUCUGUAGCUCGGAUGUAUGAUAUAAUGUUUGGAGUGAUUGUUAUGGCCCCUGUGGCUUUCCUAUCAUGGAUGCCUGGAUUCCAGUCAAUGCAGACGAGGAUUUUAUUCAAUGAAGCGUUUAGUAGGGGACUGCAGAUAUUCCAGAUUGUGACAGGAAAAAAAUCUAAAGAUGACUUGUGAGUUGAGGCAGGCUUGUACUUGGCAUGAGGUGUAGAAAGCUUGUACAAGUUGAGAGGCUAUUACUGUAGAGUUUAUUGUGUUUGUUAUCACGGGGGCGCCUUUGGCCCGUAUUUUCGUCGAGCGAUUGGGUUGAUUAUAGUAAUUGAUCCUUUAAUCCCUGCUGCCGGCUUCCCUUGCUGUUGUAAUUAGUCAUUUUUUUGUUGCUUACACCUCACUCACGAUAGGUGAUUAACAGGUUGUUUAUGUUUGUUCUUCCCACAUUCUUUUAAGGGUACAGCCUUUUGCAUUGUCUAUUUUUAGUAUAGAAUUGUGUUACCAAAGAACAGUGUGUUAGUGAGACUGUUGUGUUCUUUUUCCCCCAAAUGAAGCCAAUUUUUGUUUCUAA